AUCCUGUGAAUUCUAUUUGGGCAAAUAUUCUUUACUAUUUUGUCCAACUCUAUUACAAACGAAAGGAAGAACUUGUCUGCUGCCGUUAAUUUUGGCGCCAUAACCUCCCUAUUUAAAGUAUAAUGCAAUCGUUUCUAAAAUCAGGUAAAUUAGGCGACAGCGGUGGUAGCAAAACAUCGACUCCGGCAGCAAGCAAAAAGAAGGCAAGGAAACAACAAUGGGUCGAAAAAUAUCGCCCGAAAUCAGUAGAAGACGUUGUCGAGCAAAACGAAGCCGUAUCGGUACUCCAAGAGUGUAUAACCGGGGCCGACUUGCCAAAUUUGUUGUUCUACGGCCCUCCUGGCACAGGAAAAACUAGCACCAUUCUUGCCGCUGCUCGUCAACUUUUUGGAGAUUUGUAUAAAGAUCGGAUAUUGGAACUCAACGCUUCUGACGAAAGAGGCAUUCAGGUCGUUCGAGAUAAAAUCAAGACAUUUUCCCAGCUCACCGUCGGCGGAUCACGUGCGGAUGGAAAGUUCUGUCCAGCCUUAAAAAUUGUGAUCCUGGAUGAAGCGGACGCUAUGACCCAUGCAGCUCAGGCCGCUUUGAGAAGGACAAUGGAAAAAGAAACGAAAACAACACGUUUUUGUCUACUUUGUAACUAUGUGUCCAGGAUUAUUGAGCCGUUAACAUCCAGAUGUACAAAAUUUAGGUUUAAACCAUUAAAAGAAGAAUUUGUUUUUGAAAGGUUGCGUUAUAUAUCGCAAGAAGAAGGCGUGUUGGUAACGGACGAGGUUCUAAAAUCUUUGGUCGAAGCCAGUAGCGGGGAUAUGCGCAGGGCUAUAACCGCUUUGCAAAGUUGCGCUAAUCUCAUAGGGAAGGACAGCUAUAUUACAUUGGAGAGUGUUUAUGAUGUAAUGAUGGUGGUGCCGCACCAAUGGGUUGUCGACCUAAUAGGCAUGUGCCAACGAAAUGAAGGCAUCGAAAAAGUGAUCGCAUUCACAGACAAAUUAACGUUGGAAGCUUAUCCGACACAAAAGAUACUGGAACAGUUUAACGAUAUUCUGGUAAACUCGGAUGAAUUCGCGGAUAGCCAAAAAGCGGAAAUCGGGGAAUAUCUUUCGGAAGUCAGCUUCAGGAGCAUGCACAGCAAAGUUGAUUUUAUUCACUUGCUCGAUUUGAUACUGAACAUCCAGAACAUCAUCUCCCUAUCUCCAGAAGAACGGAAAGUACAGGACAACCGGCUUCGUCAAGAUACAACUGUUGAAGGACUCGCUUAAUUUUUUGUCAAUUUUUGCAUUAAGUGAUUAAAAAGUGAUUAUCAUUAAGGUUGUUAUAAUGUGGAUAUAAUUCUUGUACUGAAAUAUAUGAUAGGAUAUUCGAAUUUAUUUAUAAUUUUGAAUUUAACGAUCAAAUUUAUAUUUCUAGACGAUUAAAUAUGGAAGAUCACUUAAUCCAUUACUUGCAGAAAUUUUCAUGGACAAUUUACAAAAAUACCGUAUAUAAAAAGCUCCGAGUAAAAGUUGUCUUUGAUGGUGUAAUGUGUUUAUUUUUUUCACUGUAACUAAAAGACAAGUACACACCUCAUCAAUUCUUUACAUAAUCGUGUAAAAUUCACCAUCUAGACGAAAAACGAUAAUUCUUUAAACUCUCUGUAAUUUACUAACUAAGCAAAUCACAAAACAAAUUUGAUUUUUCUAUCAUAAGCUCUCACGUAAUAUAAAAUACAUCUAAGCACCUCUACAUGUACAAAAUGGCUUUUAAUAAUUUUGUCCGCAGCCCGCUUAAUAUACCAUUUUAUGCAGAAAGUUUUGAAAUAGAAUUAAAUUAUAUAAAACAAAUAGCUUCGAUAGAUAAGAUAACUAAAAAACAUUUAUCCGAUAUUAAAGACCGAUAAAAUACAUAGGAGAACCUAGCCAGAAACUAAAGAAACGUCUCUCUAAAUGUGAUCACAAAAACUAAAAAAACCAUGGGAAAAUAUUUAACAAACCAUCAAACUAAAUCACAAAAAAAGCAAAUUUCCGAAGUCUAAUGGAUAAAGUGUGAAUUAUGUCCUAAAAAUUAUAUCAGACAAACAAUGUGAACAUUCAAAGAACCAAUUUUUAAAUAAUAUUCAUCAAUGCUAGUUAAGAUAAUGAUACGUUUCACAAACACUGUUAGGCCCUACUGCUAGGAUCAUUUGCCCAUUGCCGACUUCCGUCGAGGAUUUUCGUUUCUGGUAAAUGACCAACACGUACAAAGAAGAAAAAUAACCAAUAACUACCGAUACCGAAAAAAUCGGCUUCCACCCGGGCCCAUCCGGCGUGAACAGCAAAAAACGACGGGGCCGACGACAAUUAUAACUUUAAAACAUGCACUGAACACUAAAAACACUAAGUCCACACAGUGGAAACUGUCGUGUUAUUGUCUAUAACAUUUUAGAUAACAUACGCCGAAUAUACGUUUUUAACACCUUUAUUUCCGUGACCUUCUACUGGCAUGGUUACCAUAGAAUCGAGUCCCGCGCGAACCAUGGAAUCUCCCUGGUUGCAUCGGUUGCCUGAUGGCACAUCCCCCUUUUUAUAACAAAGCUCGGGUUCGCGGACAAAUAACUUAAACAUAGUCGGAUAAAUAUGCAGGCCUUUUAACGUCACGCUUUGGCCUAGCCGGUGUCGCAGUUUUAUGCACUGUAAUAUCUUGCGUAACUUCAGUCUUUAGGUCGCGCACUUCACUUGAAUCACUCUGAGGGAGAGCACCCCCUUCCAUACUUGGAUUUCCGUUAGUUUCUUUUGACACACUUGGAUUAGAUUCGCGAUAUUGCUACGACGAAGAUGACGCACUACUUAGAUUAGUAUCCAACAAAUUUUGUGGCAAUCCAGUUUGGGUGUGUGGUAAAUAAUAGGGUGCUAAGAUUAGGUGCCAACGAUUUCGGCGGUAUUGACCAAAUCAGUUUCGACUACAUAAGAACGCAGUUCAUCACAAAUCUCGAUAACUUUGCCAUAUUUGCGAAUAUCGACCACCCACACUGAGUCGCCCACUUUGAGUGUGUCCAUAUCUUUAGCAUUGUGUCGUUUGUUAUAAUUCCUCUGUGAUUUGUGUUUUAAAGACUUUUCUUUUUGCAAAAAAUGCGAUUGAGGACUUAACGGUUCAUCUAAUUUGCUCGGCAAGAUGGGAAGUGUUGACCGCAAUUUUCGAUUCAUAAGAAGUUCACAGGGUGAGAACCCAUGUUCUAAAGGACUUGUCCUGUAAGCUAAUGCUAGAAAUAUGUCAUCAUUUCUAUUCUUUUUAAUCAAACGCUUUUCCGUUUGAACAGCCCUCUCCACCGCCCCAUUGCUUUGAGAAAAAUUGGGACUACAAGUAAUGUGUGUAAAAUCGUAUUUUUGGGAAAAAUCUUUAAAUUUUUUAGAAAAUUUGCUACCGUUAUCGGAUCUUACAACUUCAGGAAUACCAUAUCUGGAAAACAGUUCUUUCAUUUUUGGAAUAAUAGCAUCCUCAGUUAAACUACUUAGCUCAAAGAAUUCAAAGAACCGGGAAUAAUAGUCUACAACUAUCAUGUACCAUUUUUCGAUUUUAUAAAAAUCGACCGCGAUUUUCUGCCAUGGUCUACUUACAGUUUUAUCUUUAUAAAAUGUUUCUUUUAUGUUAUGUCGGUGUUCAACACAAUGUGGACAAUUUUUCGUGACCUUCUACUAGCAUGGUUACCA
Molecule: messenger RNA, 3662 nt
Organism: Cylas formicarius (sweet potato weevil)
Lineage: Eukaryota; Metazoa; Arthropoda; Insecta; Coleoptera; Brentidae
Product: replication factor C subunit 4
Exons: 7
Coding region: 123-1259 (378 amino acids)
Biological process (GO): DNA repair; DNA-templated DNA replication
Cellular component (GO): DNA replication factor C complex; nucleus
Molecular function (GO): ATP binding; DNA binding; ATP hydrolysis activity
Source: RefSeq, a predicted model, not a curated record